CACACCCCUCAGCCCCAGCCUGGAGUCAGCAUAUAAGCAGGCACCCCAGGGACACGGCUCUCACAGCUCACCCCAUCUGAGACUGGACCCUGAACCUCCUCGGCCUCUUGACCAUCAUGAAGCUCGCUAUCAUUGUCAUCCUGGCCCUGGUCACCCUCUCUGUCCCCUGCAGCUCUGCAUCUGCAGAGGUCUGCCCCCCACUCAUCAAUGUCCUGCAGAAUCUCCUCAAGGGCUCAAAAGCUGAAUUUGGGUCUGCCAUGGAUGUGUUCACUCUUAAGAAAGACUCAAGAGAAGCAGGAUUCCAACUCAAGUUACUAAUGGACCCCUUCCCUGUCACCUUCAAGGACAAGCUCAAUAACCUCUUGCACGAGAUGGCAACCAGCCCACAGUGCGCCGAGGGUUCCCAGGCUGAAGAUGUACAUUCAUAG
Messenger RNA from Erinaceus europaeus (western European hedgehog), 428 nucleotides. Its product is annotated as uteroglobin. The record is from RefSeq and is a predicted model, not a curated record. Bases 117 to 428 code for a protein of 103 amino acids. The transcript has 3 exons. NCBI's taxonomy places the organism in Eukaryota, Metazoa, Chordata, Mammalia, Eulipotyphla, Erinaceidae. Gene Ontology annotation, biological process: signal transduction. Gene Ontology annotation, cellular component: cytoplasm.